CCCCCCGCCCCGGCCCGGGUCGAUGCGCGCGCGCGCGGCCGGCAGCGUCUCCUCACAGCGGCCGCGGCGGGGUCGGCGCUGACGGGGCCUCGGAACCGGCGGCAGCGGCCGGUGCUCCGGAGCGGGCGACGCCUCUUUUCCUCCCUUCCCUCCCUCCCGCAUCCUUCUUCUCAUCCCCCUCCUUCCUCCUUCCCCCGCCUCCGCCCCCCCUCCCGUCCCCCCCCCCCCCCCCCCCGCACGCAGUCACCGCGGUUCCCGGCACGGACAACAUGGCGGCGGUGUCGGGGGCCGGGGCUGCGGGCGGCUCUGCCAACGCCGGGGGCCCGGAGAUGGUGCGGGGCCAAGUGUUCGACGUGGGGCCCCGCUACACCAACCUCUCCUACAUCGGCGAGGGGGCCUACGGCAUGGUGUGUUCUGCCUAUGAUAACGUCAACAAAGUUCGAGUUGCUAUAAAGAAAAUCAGUCCUUUUGAGCAUCAGACAUACUGCCAGAGAACUCUGAGAGAGAUUAAGAUCCUACUGCGCUUCAGGCAUGAGAAUAUUAUUGGAAUAAAUGAUAUUAUCAGAGCUCCAACUAUCGAACAAAUGAAAGAUGUAUACAUUGUGCAAGAUCUUAUGGAGACAGAUCUUUACAAGCUCUUAAAGACUCAACACCUCAGCAACGACCACAUUUGUUAUUUUCUUUACCAAAUUCUGAGAGGGUUAAAAUAUAUCCAUUCAGCCAAUGUGCUUCAUCGUGACCUCAAACCUUCAAAUCUGCUGCUUAACACCACUUGUGAUCUCAAGAUUUGUGACUUUGGACUGGCUCGUGUUGCAGAUCCAGAUCAUGAUCACACAGGAUUCUUGACAGAAUACGUGGCCACACGUUGGUACAGGGCUCCUGAAAUCAUGCUGAAUUCUAAGGGUUACACCAAGUCUAUUGAUAUCUGGUCAGUAGGCUGUAUUCUGGCAGAGAUGCUCUCCAACAGACCCAUCUUUCCAGGAAAACACUACCUUGACCAACUUAACCAUAUCCUUGGUAUACUUGGAUCCCCUUCCCAAGAAGAUUUGAAUUGUAUAAUAAAUUUAAAGGCCAGAAACUACUUGCUUUCCCUACCACACAAAAACAAGGUACCAUGGAACAGGCUGUUCCCAAAUGCUGACCCCAAAGCACUUGAUUUGUUGGAUAAAAUGUUGACCUUUAAUCCUCAUAAGCGGAUUGAAGUGGAGCAAGCUUUAGCCCAUCCGUAUCUGGAGCAGUAUUAUGAUCCAAGUGAUGAGCCUGUAGCUGAAGCACCCUUCAAGUUUGAUAUGGAGUUGGAUGACUUGCCGAAGGAAAAGCUGAAAGAACUGAUUUUUGAGGAAACUGCUAGAUUCCAGCCAGGAUAUCGAUCUUAAAUUGUGCAUAGGGCAAGGACUUAAAGGACUGGGCAUGCUCAAACGUUGCUGUUCCUCUUCCCAGUUCUUUAUUGUUGGUCAUGUCUUGUGGCCUCUCUCAGCUUAUCCACUAACUCCUUUGAGCCAUUCAGGAGGGCAGUUCCUGGUAGUUUUGGCUUUUCAUGCUUUCAAUGAAUCUUUUAAGCCUGAAGAAUUGUAAUUGACACUCCUAUGCGUAAUGCCCAUUGUUGACCUGUUGCAGUACUGUACUGUAAGUGCACCUACUGCUGGCCGUAUUUUAACUGCUUGCUUUCUGGUUUGAAAGAUGCAGUGGUUCCUUUCACUCCUGGAUCAAUAUCCAAGAAGAUCAUUCAUUAACCUGUAAGAAGUUUACACCAUGAACUAUGUUUUUCUGACUUUACUGAAGUCGCUGGCAUUUUUUUAGAAAAGCUACUAUUCAGGGCACUUUAAGUCAGUGACAUCCCAGAUUUUUUUUGCACUUCCUUUUUAAAUAGAAAUGGUUAGCAUCCAGCGGAGUUUAUACCAUUAUGCUAUGGAUUACAGCAUAAGUCGUGUUCAUGUUAAUCUUGCUUAUGCACUUGUUUGGGUGUCCUGUGCUGUACAUACAGGUAUUCUAUACAGCGUAAGAGCCACAUAGGAACCCAACUUAAUUGAAUUCAUCUAAGACACAUUUUUUCCAUGUAUUGACAAAAUUUGUACCUUUUUCUCCCUGCCUUUUCUAAAAGAGAUCAUUUAAAGUUUAACCAUGUUGGAGGCAUAGUACUUCCAAAGUUCAUACCACGUAGUAGUGUUUAGAAGACUUGUGCAAAGAGAAUGAGUGGCAGCUCGCCAACUUAUAUUUACUCACCGUGUGGUGGAAGAUUAACAAAGAACAUAAUGGCAUGAUGAUCUAAUGGUGAAUGCUUUUCUCUGUGGAAGGCAUCCAUAUGUGGUGGCAAGCGAGAAACCAAAAUAUGAUGUUAAUAAACUCAGUCUGCAUCCUGCAUACCAAUGAAAUGCUUCAAAUGAGGAUUGAUAGUUUUUACAUUUGAAUCUAAUCACUGACAUUCAGAAUUCUUGCAGAGAGGAACACUGCAUCUUUAAAUGAGAAAGUUUGAUUUUACUUUUGCUCCUACAGCAUGUCAGCAUCUCAAGUUCAUUUCUUGCAACCUACACUAUGGUGAUUUGUAAUCAAGCCUCCAUGAGCUCGUGACAUGAAGUACUGUUCUGUUGUCAAGUACUAUCAAACUUUUCUGAUAAUGCUGAGUUAGGACAACCAAACAAAGCUAGCACUAAAUAACGUUUAAAAUUGUAUACCUUUUAAUGAUCUUUUCAAGUAUUUGUUACUGAAAUUGUAUAAUGUGGAGUUUACUAGGUGUUAUGUUCCAGUGCAGUGCCUCCUUUUCUUUCCCCACUGCUCUCUGUGGUGAGAAAUUUGCCUUGUUUAAAAUAAUUACUGUGCCCUCGCAUGACUGUUAAAGCUUUCUGUGCAAAGAUGAUUGUCUAAGUGCCACAUGCCUAUGAUUGAGAAAAAAAUAAUCUAUUGUUACCUCUGAGUUGUGUUCAACUGAAAUGCUAUUCAACAAAUAACUUAGGAAAAAUAGUUCUAUUUUUAGCUUUUCAUAUCUCUGCUGUCUUUUUCUCAUUUUAUUUUGGCAGCAGUGAAGAAUGGAUUGUAUAAAGACUGCUUGCUAAUAUGAACAAAAUGCACUUGUAAUUCCUGGAAAUAAAUUUAAAUCUUAUAUCUUCACGUUAA
Messenger RNA from Aquila chrysaetos chrysaetos, 3111 nucleotides. It is a transcript of the gene MAPK1, whose product is annotated as mitogen-activated protein kinase 1. Gene Ontology annotation, molecular function: MAP kinase activity; ATP binding. The record is from RefSeq and is a predicted model, not a curated record. The coding region runs from base 270 to 1376 and encodes 368 amino acids. Gene Ontology annotation, cellular component: nucleus; cytoplasm. Gene Ontology annotation, biological process: protein phosphorylation; intracellular signal transduction. The transcript has 9 exons. NCBI's taxonomy places the organism in Eukaryota, Metazoa, Chordata, Aves, Accipitriformes, Accipitridae.